AUGACACUGGUGAUGGCCCCAGAAGACCUGGGACGUACUUCAUCAGCCCUCGAGGCACCACGCAUCAUCCCACGUGCACCUCGACUUGCCGUGCCGGAUCAAGACGGAAAUCUGCGUGUCGACGAAGCACAUGUUCAGCUUAUACAGCCAGACCAGGCAGCUAUGCAGAACCUACCCCCGGAGCAGGUGGCAUCUUCGAAUGGGUUGACUUCACUCCAGGAGUUGCAGUAUCAAGCUCAUUUGGAGCAGCAACUACUUCAAUCUCGUCUGCAGCAGUUGCAUGGGACUGACGCAAGUUUCGGUGGCCUCCUGCAGCAACAGCAGCCUCUGCAGCCAAGCCAAUGUUCAUUUUUCCAUCAGAAUUCCAACCAAAGUGGUGUUCCCAACUUCUGGAUGCCGCACAUGCCAAUUCCGGAGAGCUUUCACCGAUCGCAUUUCGCCCCAGCACCACAGGAUUCAUGGAAAUCACAACAGCACGGUCAGCAGUCGGUGAACUUCCAGGUGGCACAGCCACCGCACUCGUGGCAGUACCAGUGCAACCAUGGCAAUCCCACGGGGGCGCCCUGCUUGGAAUCUCACUCAGAUCUUUCAGCCAUUCAAGAGCCGCCGAUGCCUGAGAGGAAUUCGUCUGACGUUUUUGCGCCAUUCACAAGCACCGCAAGCUCCUGA
Molecule: messenger RNA, 669 nt
Organism: Symbiodinium necroappetens
Lineage: Eukaryota; Dinophyceae; Suessiales; Symbiodiniaceae
Source: the annotation of a GenBank genome assembly